Messenger RNA from Lactuca saligna, 495 nucleotides. The record is from the annotation of a GenBank genome assembly. NCBI's taxonomy places the organism in Eukaryota, Viridiplantae, Streptophyta, Magnoliopsida, Asterales, Asteraceae.
AUGUAUCUUCUGCCGGAGAAGGUGAAACCGAGAAUCGAUUUCAGUUCAAUUUCGACUUCGAGAAGGUUUCUGAAACCGGCCUCUUGCCCCAUUGGUAGCUCAACUCCCGAUUCGGCCUUUCCUGAAGAUGGACCCAUCGAACUCCCCUUCUCUAUACCUUCAUUUAUCUCCACCGACAAUGACCCUACCACUCUCCAAGUCGCCACCAAUGUUCUCCUCACUAGCACCGGCACCAUCUCCAUCUUCCUUUUUCUCUCCCUCCGUCGUCGUGCAAAGUCUAAGAGAACAGAAACUAAAAAGAUGUUGAAGGAGGAGGCACUUGAGAGUUUGAAAGCAAUGACGCAGGUUGAGGCAAAUACUCCUCUGUUACCUCUUCAGUCAUUUCUAGGAGGUUUGUUUGUUGGAAUUAUUGCAAUUAUCCUAUAUAAAUUCACCACCACCAUUGAAGCUUCUAUGAAUCAUCAAACCAUUUAUGAUAAAAUCAUCCCUACUUAA